Mesorhabditis spiculigera is the source of this 4905-nucleotide messenger RNA. NCBI's taxonomy places the organism in Eukaryota, Metazoa, Nematoda, Chromadorea, Rhabditida, Rhabditidae. The record is from the annotation of a GenBank genome assembly.
AUGCGAAAAAAUCGGAUCAGCCUGCUCGGGCUGGUGCUCCUCGUGGGGCAAAGCUUGGGCCAGCCCGCUUCCCAAUACCCCAUCGUCGACCCUAAUCAUUACGGGGCUGACUCGAACCCCUGCUACGAUGCCGUUACACUGGGUCCCCAGCGAUGUGUACCGGAUUUCAUUAACGCGGCUUUCCAACGGGAAGUCGAGGUGACAAAUACUUGCGGAGAGCAUGGCCCUACAACUUUCUGUGUCCAAACCGGUCACUCGCAACUGCGCAGCGUUUGCGAUACUUGUGAUUCCCGACAUCCGUCCUUCGCCCACCCCCCACGACAACUCACCGACUUCAACAACGCGAACAACGCAACGUGGUGGCAGUCGGACACGAUGCAGGAGGGCAUGCAGUACCCAAAUUCGGUCAAUUUGACCCUGGAUCUCGGCAAGACCUUCGACAUCACCUACGUGCACUUGAAAUUCGUCUCUCCGCGUCCUGAGUCGUUUGUCAUCUACAAAAAGACGAAGCCGGACAGCGAGUGGAUUCCGUGGCAAUUUUACAGUUCCUCAUGCCGCGCCACUUUCCACGUCGCCGAAAAAGCGCCGAUUCUCCCCGGAAAUGAAGCCGUCGCUCAGUGCUCGAAAGAGUUCUCCGAUAUUUCCCCCAUUACCGGCGGUAAUAUUGCGUAUUCCACCCUCGAGGGACGACCCUCGGCGCACGCUUUUGAAGAUUCUGAUGUUCUCCAGGAGUGGGUAACCGCUUCAGCCAUUCGUGUCCACCUCGUCAGGAUGAACACGUUUGGAGAUGAAGUUUUCGGUGAUCCUCAGGUGCGUCGCUCCUACUACUACGCCAUCUCCGAUUUCGCCGUCGGUGGUCGUUGCAAGUGCAAUGGGCACGCCAGCGAAUGUGUGAAGUCGACGGGAGAGGGAGAAGCUCAUCGCAUGGUCUGCCGCUGCGAGCACAACACCCAGGGGUCCGACUGUAACGAGUGUCAACCCUUCUUCAACAAUCGCCCGUGGCGCCCGGGCACGGCCCAGGAGGCCAACGAGUGCGUUGCCUGCAACUGUUCGGGACUCUCAAACCGUUGUUACUUCGACUCGGCCCUGUACAACGAGACCGGCCACGGUGGUCACUGCAUCGAUUGUCAGGGAAAUACCCAGGGAGUGCACUGCGAAGAGUGUAUGCCGAAUCACUGGCGGAGACCCGGAGAGAACUUCUGCCUUCAGUGCCGUUGCAAUGAGCAAGGCUCAAUCUCCACCCAAUGCGACGGCCAGGGCCAGUGCAUGUGCAAGCCGGGAGUUGGCGGCCAGUUCUGCGACCAGUGCCUCAACGGUUUCUACGAGUUCGGACCAAACGGCUGCAAAGACUGUGAGUGCGAGGUAGCCGGAAGCUUCGACAACCAGCCACUUUGCGAUGCACACACCGGAACCUGUACUUGCAAGAGCAACGUUGAGGGACGGCAAUGUAACAAGUGCAAGCCGGGAUAUUUCGAUUUGUCGAAGGAAAACAUGUUCGGAUGUUCCCCUUGCUUCUGCUAUGGCCAUUCGUCGAUUUGCUCAUCUGCCGACGGAUACUACGCUGUGAAUAUCACAUCGCAGUUUGAUACCGACAAAGAAUCCUGGGGUGGACUCUCCGCCAGAGGGCCGGUAGAUGCUCAAUGGGCCGAGAUCGACAAGGCCAUUGCCGUCCAGGACCUGGAAGGAUUUCCUGUAUACUUCACUGCGCCGAACAUGUUCACCGGGGACCAGCGCGCCGCCUACAACCAGGACCUCGUCUUCAGCCUCCGCGUGUCAAAGGAUGGAGCAAGAGCGAGUACCAAAGACGUUGUCAUCGUCGGAUCUGACGGUGCUGAGCUUUCCAUCCCGAUCUUUGCCCAAAACAACCCACAGCCAAACACCAACUUCCAAGACUACAAAUUCCGCAUUCAUGCUGAUAACGUCUUCCAGUGGCACCCCCGUCUCAACGAGCUCGACUUCAUCGGCGUCCUCUCCAACGUGACCGCCCUGAAAAUCCGCGGUACCUACACGUACAACGACGUCGGCUUCCUGAACGACCUGUAUCUCGGAUCGGCCGGUCUAGCUCCUAGCGAGUCGGAGCCAACUCGUGCUCACUGGGUCGAGCUCUGCGAGUGCCCGGACAGCUUUGUUGGGCAGUUUUGCGAGUCCUGCGCUGCUGGAUACCGUAGGGAGCGGAAAUUCGGAGGGCCCUUCGAUCGGUGCAUCAAGUGCGAUUGCCAUGGACACUCCGACAGUUGUGAGGCCGAGAGCGGUGCCUGCAUCUGCAAGCAUGACACCGCUGGAGAUACCUGCGAGCGUUGCGCGCGUGGCUACUAUGGUGAUGCCCUCCGCGGCACUGAAGAGGACUGCCAGAAAUGUCCUUGUCCCGAGGAUGGCCCCUGCGUUUUGCACUCUGACGGUGAUGUUCUUUGUACCGAUUGUCCGACCGGAUACACUGGACGGCGAUGCGACGAGUGCUCGGACGGCUUCUUCGGGAACCCGAAGAUCGAGGUCGAGUGCAAGGAGUGUGAGUGCUCUGGAAACACCGACCCGAACAGCAUUGGAAAUUGUGAUAAGAUCUCCGGCGAGUGCAAGAAGUGCAUCUACAAUACCGACGGGUCUCACUGCGAGAAGUGCAAGGCCGGCUUCUGGGGAGAUGCGCUGAAGGAGCCGAAGGGAGACUGCAAGGCUUGCCGAUGCUUCGCUCCCGGAACUAACAGACCUUCGAACGACUACACCCUUCUGGAGUGCGGUCAGGCCGAUGGACAGUGCGAUUGUCAGCCCCAUGUUAUUGGGCCGCAGUGCGACCAGUGCGAGCACGGCUACUACAACAUCACCUCCGGCUCCGGAUGCGACUCCUGCCAGUGCGACCCGCUUGGAUCGAUCGACUCGACUUGUGAUGUCGUGUCUGGACAGUGCAAGUGCAAGCCGGGAGUUACUGGACGCCGAUGCGACGAGUGCGCCCCGUACCACUUCGGAUUCUCGGCCGAGGGCUGCUCACCUUGUGAUUGUGAGCCGAUUGGAUCAGAAAGCGCCCAGUGCGACGUCAAGAACGGCCAAUGCUUGUGCAAGGACAACAUCGAGGGCCGAAGAUGCGACCAGUGCUCGGAGAAUCGCUACAACCUCGGUGCCGGCUGCCUCCUCUGCGACGACUGCUACACGCUGAUCCAAUCCCGCGUGAACGUGUUCCGCGAGAAGGUCAAGAACCUCGACAACACCUUGAGGGAGAUUAUUGAGAACCCGGCGCCGGUUGACGACUCCGAGUUUGACAACAAGGUCAACGCCGUCGGCGAACAGGUCACCGAGCUGGCAAAUGCCGUCAUGAAGAAACUGGAAGCCGACGACUCGCAGCUGAUCAACCAAGUUUCCCAGCUGAAGAAGGACGUUGAGUCGGCCUUCGAAGGGCUCAAGACGAUCGAUGGCGUUAUUGACGGCGCCAAGGGCAAGACCGAGAGCACCGAGCAAGCAUUAAGGAGAGCCCGAAUUGUUAUGGAAACGGCUCGUAAUGAGCUCGAGAAUGCGCUCCACUACUUGGAGGUUGAGGGCAGCGAGCAGUGGGAACGAGCUCAAGAGGCUAGCAGGAAAUACGGUGAACAAUCCGCCCAAAUGUCCUCUAUUGCGCAGAAAACCCGAGAGGAGGCUGAUCGCCAUGAUAAGCUGAGCCUUGAGGUCGAGAAGAUGGCUGAAGAGUCACUGGAAACCGCUAGAAAAGCCAGCAAAGAGGCUCAGGAUGCGAUUUAUGGAGGAGAGCAAAUCUCGAAGCAAAUCGACGAGAUGCAACAGAAGCAGACAGCCAUUAAUGCGUCGUUGAUCCGGACGAGGGAGCUGGCCGAGCAACAGAGGAAGGAGGCCGCUGAAGCGAACCAGAAGGCGGCUGAAGCCCUGACGACGGUUGACGCGUUGAGGCCACCAAAUGUCGACCCGAAUGAGCUCAAACUCGAAUCCGAGCGCAUCACCGACGAGGCCAAGAAGACCCGCGAGGACAUCAACAAGGAGGUCGACAACAACAAGGAGAUGCUUGAAGAUGCCCUGGCCGCACUUGCCGAGGCCGGAAAUGAGCUCCAGAAUGCCAGGGAGCAGCAGAAGAUCUCUGAUGAGCAAUUGGCCGAGGUCGACGCUUCCCGGGCAAAGGCCACUGAAGCUCUGGAGCAGGCCGAAUCGACGCUCAAGGAGGCCGAGCGCACACUGCUCACCCUCCAAGAAUUCAACGACAAGGUGGAGACGAGUAAGGCGUCGGCUGAAGCAGAGCUUGCCAAGAUCAGCGAUAUCCAGGCCGAGAUCGAGAAGGCCAAGGCGAAGACGGCGGAGGCCGAGCGGGCCAUUGGAACUGCGGCACAGGAUGCGCAGAAGGCAAAGGACCUGGCUUCAAAGUCUGGCGACGAUGCUGCUCUGGUCGGAAAGCAAGCCGACGAGCUUGUUGAAGCUACAACGGCAACUAGAGAUUCGGCCAAGACACUGAAGGACGAUGUAGACACUUUGUCUUCUGACUUGGGAUCGACCGAGCAAGAGCUUGCUACCUACAUCUCGCAGGCUGAGAACGAUAAGGCUAUGACUGGAGAGGCGGUCCGUAAGGCUUCACUUGCUGCCAUGGACGCCCGAACGGCGAACAACACCAUCACCGAGGAGAGCGACCAGAUCAAGAGGAUUAUCGACAAAUUGAAUGCCCUGGAAGACGUGAACAACUCCGAGCUCGAGGAGCUGGACGGUCAGCUGAACGACAUCGAGCAGCUGCUGGCGAAGGCAGAUCUGGCUAACCAGAUUCCCGCCCAGAAGACGAAUAAGUUGGAGGAGGAGCGCAAGAUUUCGCAGAUGAAGAUCGACAUCGACAUGUUGACCAAGGAGGUUGCCAACCUCGAGCAAAUCCGCGCCGCCCUCCCCAACCGCUGCUUCAACCGGGUCGGCCUCGAGCAGGAGGGCCAGAAGAAA